Messenger RNA from Chelonus insularis, 4455 nucleotides. Its product is annotated as chitin synthase chs-2-like. Lineage: Eukaryota; Metazoa; Arthropoda; Insecta; Hymenoptera; Braconidae. The record is from RefSeq and is a predicted model, not a curated record. Gene Ontology annotation, molecular function: chitin synthase activity. The transcript has 13 exons. Gene Ontology annotation, cellular component: cell periphery; cell septum. Bases 1 to 4455 code for a protein of 1484 amino acids.
AUGUCUGAUAAUGCUUACAAAGAAGUUUGUUUUAACAGUUAUUAUAACGAAUUAGAUGAAUACCAUAGUGAUAGUGAAAAUAAAGACGGCAAAAAUGAAGAAAAUGCCAACGAAUUUUAUAAUUGGGAUGUUUUUCGAGAAUUUCUUCAAACGACUAAAAUUGGAUCGAUGGAAGAUAUAACUUUAUAUGAAUAUUCUUUAAAAGCAAUCAAAGUUUGUACUUAUUUGGUUUUAUUUAUACUAAUUCUUGGUGGAGGAUUUUUUUCUAGAGCAUCUAUUUUGCUUGCAUCCUCUCAGAUUGGACCGAAGCAUACCAUGCAAUACUGUGAAUACAAUUAUAUAAAUAAGAAUAUAACUGUAAUGAAAAAUGUGAUUAUUGAAAUCCCAGAAGAAGGAAAAAUUAUGUGGUAUUGGUGUAUAUUUAUAGCUUUUUGUAUACCAGAGCUAGUAACAAGCAGCUAUACAAUUUAUCAUAUAUUAUUUAAAAAGAAAAAAUUCCCAAGAAUCUGGGAUCUUCUUUUUGUAUGUUUCAUUGAAGGCUCUCAUGCUGCAGCUAUAACUGUACUUUUUUUAGUAAUUCUUCCAGAGUUUGACUCGGUUUUAGCAGUAACAGUCAGUAGUUGUAUCUAUUUUGUACCUACAAUUCUUGGUCUCUUUUCGCGUAAUAGACAAGAUAAAGUAGGCCAUCAAUUCACUAUUACAAUUGCAGGAGAUGUAAUAAUACUCGUAAUUCAAAUCUCAUAUAUUAUUGCUUUAUUAUGUUUUAAUCCAUUCCGGUCCACUAUCAAGUGGUUAUUACCUUUUACACUUGCAAUCUGCUCAUUGCGAUGGUGGUCCAAUUACAUUUCAUCAAGAAGUUCAUUCAAAUUCAUUCAAUUCCUCUGCCGAAUCAAAGAAAGGUUGGAACCAAGUCGUGAAACCGUGCAAGGAAUCAGUGCAAUAUUUCGAAUAUUAUUUUUUUUCGGAACUACACUGAUAAUUAUUUAUUUAAAGGACAUAAGUCUCUCAAAUUUUAUCACAACAUUUCCAGGAAAAUUGAUGUACAAUGUAACUAUCAGAAAAUUUCAAGAUGAUUUCUCUAAUAAGGGUGUAUCAAAUAUAAUUGAAUUUUACAUGGUUUCUUCACAUGUAGUAUUAAUCGUGCUAUUGAUUAAUGCUGUAGCAUCAUUAAUAACUUUUUUAACCAGUAAAUUUGCUAUCAGAGGUUUAAUGCAAUCUUUUGGAUUUGCACUGCCUGUUAGUUUGACAGUUCCAGUGACUUCUAUUUUACUUCUUAUCAUCUGUAUCAUGCAAAAGAGUGAUCCUUGUGCUCUAGUUAAUUAUAUUCCAAAUUAUUUAUCUUUUAACUCUCCAGAAUAUGAUCAUUUUUUGGAUGCUAUAUCUCAAUGGCAAUUCUGGAUUGGGAUAUUUGUAUUUCUGUCUCAAAUAUGGCUCACGACACAUAUCUGGACUUCUCAUUGUGAAAGACUGGCAAGUGAAAAACGUAUUUUUGCCGUCUACUCAUAUGACUCGUUUAUCAUUGAUCAAUCGUUGAUAUUUAAUCGACGAAGAGAUUUUUUAAAUGAAUCUUCAAAUCCAGAGGUUGAUAAAAUAACUAAAGUUUUUGCGUGUGCAACCAUGUGGCAUGAAACCAAAGAUGAAAUGAUGCAAUUUAUCAACAGUAUUUUGAGAUUAGAUCUUCAUCAAGCAGCUAUGAGAUUCACGUUGAAACAAUAUAAAGUUAUAAUUGAUGAUUACUUUGAACUUGAAGCACACAUUUUUUUCGAUGACGCUUUUCGGUGUAUGCAUGGAUGUGAAACCGUUUGUGAUCAUCAUGAAGAUGAAACCUAUGUUAAUAAUUAUGUAAAGACAUUUAUAGAAGUGUAUAAAAAGUCAAUUGAAAGUCUUUGCAUAUGUGCAUAUUCACCGACCAAGUACCCAGCUCCAUAUGGAGGAGUACUUGAAUGGAUUCUUCCGGGAAAAAAUAAAUUGAUCGUUCAUCUAAAAGAUAAAAAUAAAAUCCGUCACAGAAAACGAUGGAGUCAGGUCAUGUACAUGUAUUACUUACUUGGUUAUCGAUUAAUGAGUCAACCGAUUCAUUCAAGUCGGAAAGAGAUAAUAGCAGAAAACACUUUUAUCCUGACACUGGAUGGAGAUAUCAACUUUCGACCUAAUGCACUACAAACUCUUCUGCAUUUGAUGAAAAGAGACAAAAAUCUAGGUGCUGCAUCUGGUCGAAUUCAUCCUAUUGGUUCGGGUCCAAUAGUUUGGUUUCAAAAAUUUGAAUAUGCAAUUGGCCACUGGCUUCAAAAAUCAACAGAACACAUAAUUGGCAGUGUUUCGUGGAGCCCAGGCUGCUUUUCACUUUUUCGAGCUAAGGCAUUGAUGGAAGACAACGUAAUGAAAAGAUAUGCAACUAAAUCAGAAGAAGCUAAACAUUAUAUCCAAUAUGAUCAAGGUGAAGAUCGAUGGCUAUGCACUCUUGUUUUGCAAUCUGGAUAUCGAGUUGAAUAUUCAGCAGCUAGUGAUUCAUAUACACAUGCUCCAGAAACGUUUAAUGAAUUCUAUAAUCAACGUCGGCGUUGGAUUCCGUCAACUAUAGCUAAUAUUUAUGAUUUAUUGAGUAAUUCCAAGGAAACUCGAAAAGUCAAUGAAAAUAUGUCGUGGUUAUAUAUUUCAUAUCAAUGGAUAUUAUUAGGGAGUACAGUCCUAAGUCCAGCAACAAUCUUUAUGAUGCUUGUAGGAUCCUUUGUAGUCGCUUUUAAAAUCGAUGAUUGGUCUAGCUUAUUUUACAACUUGAUUCCAAUUAUAAUAUUUGUAGUAAUUUGUUUUACUUCAAAGGCUUCAAUCCAACUUAAAUUUGCUGCAAUUAUUUCUACAAUUUAUGGGUUAAUUAUGAUUAUUGUUCUUGUUGGUAUAAUGAUUCAAAUUGCAAAAAACGGAUGGUUAACUCCGGGUACAAUUUUAUUCCUUAUUGUUAUGGGGCAACUCGUUAUUGCUGGUUUGUUACAUCCCCAAGAAUUAUCAUGUCUUCUGUGCAUUGUGAUUUAUUACAUAGCUGUCCCAUCAAUAUAUUUACUACUUAUUAUUUAUUCGAUUUUCAACAUUAAUAAUGUAAUCUGGGGUACGAGAGAAUCUAAAGAAAAUAAAGAUAUUUCAACUGAACAAAAUCCAUUGUUGACGGAAAAUCAAUCUUCGGAAUCAAAUACAUCUAAAUUAUUUCAAAAAGAAUCACUGGACUCUUUAAUCGUUUAUUUAUUCAGAAUUUUGUUUAAUACUCAGAAUAGGGAUUCAGAUCAAUUUGAAAAACUCGAUUGUAUUGCCGAAACACUAAAUAACAUUGUCGUUCGUAUAGAUAAAUUAGAAAGUAAUAUUAAGAACAAAGCUCAACGAUUAAGACCUAAAAUGUUAAGUUCUCCAAAAGAUAUUCAUAUGAAUACGACCGAAACUGAUAGAAUUUGUAAAAGGGAUCGAAAAACUUCUGAACAUAGUUCUAAAUAUUCAUUACUGCCUUCUACACAUAUAAAACCAAAUAAUGUACGAGAAAAUCAUUAUCUCAUAAGUCCACAUUGGAUUCAAGAUCCGGAUCUCCAAAAAGGACAAGUCCAAUUUUUAUCUCUUGAAGAGGAACUCUUCUGGAAACAAUUGAUAAAAAAAUAUCUUCAACCACUCAAUGAAGAUAAAAAACAGCUUGAAAAAGUAACUAUGGAAUUAAAAAAGCUACGUGAUGAAAAUCUUUUUAAAUUUUUUAUGAUCAACGCAUUGUUUAUAUUUAUAAUUUUUAUGAUGCAAAUAAAUAAAGACAAACUGUAUCUUCAAUGGCCUGUAGGAAUUACGUACAAUGUUACUUAUCAUAAUGGAGGUACUAUGGAGGUGUUCAUAGAAAGAAACUAUUUACGCAUAGAGCCAAUAGGUUGCCUUUUUGUUUUUGGAUUUGGUUUGAUUCUUUUUAUACAAUUCAUAGCAAUGCUAUUCCAUAGAUUUGAUACUUUUAUUCAUUUGCUAGCAAAUACUGAUCUUAAUUUCAGAAGUUCCAAGAAACCAAAAGAUAUCUUAUCAGGUGAUUUAUCUGAGAUUUAUGCACAAGACUUUGUCAAAGAAUUACAUAGACUAGCUGAAAUCAAUGCGAAUCCAAUGUCUAACAUGCAUCAGUCACAUUAUACAGAAUCACCCAAAAAACACAAUACAAUUCAUACUUUAAUAGAGAAUCAAGGACUCCAUAUGAGACUACCGACCGACUUUGAUAUGAUAUUUCUUCAAAAUUUAAGAUCUCCAAGUACAUCAUUCAUUACUGAACAGAACAGAAAUGGAGCAUUAAAAAACAGAUCAGUAGACAGUUAUACGAUAAAUCAAAGUAUAGGUAGUGUAAAUAGAAAUCGUACUGAUUCCUUAGAACAUUCAAUAAAUACUAUAGAAAUAUCAGAAUGUUCUAACACCUCUAAAUGUACUGUAAAAAAUCUUAUUGUUCAUCCAUGA